Molecule: messenger RNA, 1239 nt
Organism: Argentina anserina (silverweed cinquefoil)
Lineage: Eukaryota; Viridiplantae; Streptophyta; Magnoliopsida; Rosales; Rosaceae
Product: dirigent protein 17-like
Exons: 2
Coding region: 343-969 (208 amino acids)
Source: RefSeq, a predicted model, not a curated record
UAGCGGGGGAGUGUUUGAAAAUGACCUUGGUAUCCCCGGGGAAGACGAGAGAAAAUAGGAUAAAUCCCAAUCACAAAAUCACCUGAUACAGACAGUCGGACAGUUAAAGGGCUCUGCUGUGUUGUUAGUUUGAAAAACCAAGAUUACAGCACCGCUACUUUUCUGAAUCCAACCCUCCGCCGCCUUCUCUUUGUUGACGCAAACCCGGCUCUGCUAAAAUGAUCUGCCGCUGGGGAACCGAGAUUUGGUUCGUUCGCGCCUUCCCAGUCUAAUGUCAGAGAAUGAUGUCUUGAUCUUACAUAAGAUUACAGCUGUUUGCCUUUCUGAGGAAGAGUUCUAGAAAUGAAAAACAACAGUAAAGAGCCGGCGGAAAAUGGUUGCAAAGAGCAGGAAGAAUGGACCAACAAAGGGCAGGAAGUAGAGCCCUCAUCAUCAUCAGCAGCAUCGGUUUAUGAAAUUCCAGGGGAGCCUGCUGUUGUCAUUGAUGGAAUGCUUGUGGUUCCCCCAAGUGAUGGCUCUCUUCAGUCUCUUGUAUUCUCUGAGGGUGUGAAUGAUGCAGCAUCACUUGGAAAUACAAGAUUUGGUGUAUGGUUGGUUGGAAGGGAAGUACGAAAAAUGUUUGGUGGACAUUACUACUCUGGUACAGUGACCGAGUUUGAUGAAGAAUCAGGCUGGUGGAGGGUUGUGUAUGAAGAUGGCGACCUUGAAGAUCUCGAGUGGAAUGAGCUGGAACGGGUGCUUCAGCCCUUGGAUAUUAUGGUCCCACUGAAAUCGUUAGCCCUGAAGACUCUCAAGAAAAGUAAUAAGCCUGUCCAAAAAUCCAAGAGUAGUGUGGUUCGACCUGCAAAGCAGAAGUCCAGACGUGGAAGUAACGGAGUGGUCUCAUCGCCUGAAGAUGUUCCGAUGAGGACUCCAGAGGUAAAACAGUCUGGUACGGCCGUGAAACAGUCUGCUAAAAUGGACAAAUGAUUUGAUGGUUGCGCUAGAAGUUAGAAGAAGCAUUUCUCAUCCUCAAAAAGGCGCUGCAUCAAGGUGAAAUUUAGACUAGUGGAUGAUACUCUGCUAUGAGUCAUUGUAAUGUUGUAUUGAUCGAGUACAUUACCUAGAUGAGGUUAACAAGACUAGUAACAUUCAUGAUGGUAUUGUACUGUUUGUAUCUGCAAAUGUGCUGCAGUAAUUUCUCAUAGUAAAUUUGCUCUUGUAGAACUGUGCUUGGAACAAUGAGAUAAAACUAUUGAA